CUUUUCUUUGUUUAUCAGAUUAUCUGCUUGUUUGUAGCGGGGCAUGGUCAGUCUCUAGUAGAUCCAAUCUCUGAUAAUAUUCUACCCGCGAUUCAUCUCUUCUAAUAUUGAACUCAGCCUGUCUCUAAUUUAGAGACCAACUUGAUAGUCUCUGUACCUGACUAAACUAUUAACAUCGUUAUAGCUCACAUAUAUUUUCGCGCUAUAUUUUGAAGAGGUUAGCAGACGACGGUACUCUGAUUUAAAUACCAAUAGCAGAAGUGUAAUAUAUAAAUGGUUUUAUUGAUACCAAUUCUCAAACGCGCGGUGUUGUGUUUAUCUUUCCAGUUCUGCUUCCACGAUCAGCACCACAUUAAUAUUCAGCUUUGGCCUACAUAUAAACAAAACAACUCAGAUAUCUGGGACCUACAAACCAAAUGUUAGUUGACGCGUAACAAGUGUAUUAUAGUGGUUGUUAAAAUUACAUAACUUGUGGAAUGGUUAACGGAUGUGUGAAUUUUAAUGUAAACAAACAUUUAUGUUAACGUUCUGCAUGUGUGCAUUAAUAAGACGUUGUCUGGGAUUGCAGUACAGCUUGUAAGUUUUGCUACGUGCUUUGUAUUCUGUAGGAGCUUACUUGAAGUGAUCGGGAAUUAACUCAAAUUGUCUCUGCAAAAAAAAGAGAAGUAGACAAAGGCUGUGACACUUCUGGCUAUAAUACUCGGUGGGUUGAAUAGAUUUUCAAAUGAAAAGAUCAAUGAUAAAUGUCCUGACUAUUAAUGAUAACUGCCAUUAUAGAUCAUUACCAAACGGAAUAAUUAUUCAUUUAACGAACAAUUCAGAUUGAACAGGAACUAUAUUUAUCUUCAGAUCGAUGUAAUUGCUUCAAAGUACAGAACCUUGAAAACAUUUGAAACUACUUAUUUCCAAACGUCUGGUGUCGACGCCUUCUGUAUAAAGGAAAGUGAAUAUAUAUAUAUGUCCAUUGUGAAACUUAGACAUACUUCCUGAUCGAUUAAGAAACUUGGAAUGUCGACAACUCGUCGAGGACUAUAGAAUUAAAUAUCUCAGUUCUCUGGAUUCAACUUAAAAGUUUAAAAAAUCGUAGAAAUAGUUUCCCGUUUUACAGCAAGUAUGGGCAAAUUUAAAACUUUUGAGAUUGUAUUGAACAGUCCACACAGUGUUUAUUUCGCGGGCGAUAUUUUACAAGGCCACGUUAAUAUAGAACUGAAUGAAGCUAUGAAGUUAAAAGGGAUACGAGUUAUUUUCCGAGGAAAGGCAUUUGUUCAUUGGACAGAUCAGAAUAUGCGCGGUCCGGGAGAAAGCCGGUACCGAGAAAUACGACACCAUUCCGCCACUGAAGAAUAUUUUGAUGUUUCGAACACACUUCUAUCAAAAGACCCCGCGACAAAGUCAGAGACGCGAGUUAUACCAGCAGGUCAAUACACCUACCCGUUCCAGUUUCAGUUACCAUCCAAUAUCCCAUCAUCAUUUGAAGGUCAAUAUGGUCACAUCCGGUAUUACAUCAAGGUCAUGAUAGAGAAACCAUGGAGAUGUGAUUACACGUGCCAGAAAGUAUAUACUGUGAUCUGUCCGUUAGAUUUAAACAGAGAUCCAGCAGCUGCUACACCAAUCCGAUCCCAAAAGCAAAAGAAAUUGUGCUGUCUCUGCUGUCGAACUGGUCCGGUCAGCGCUACUUUAAGUUUAAACCAAAGAGGCUUUGUAUCGGGGGAGACUAUUCAUGUUGAUGCGGAAAUCACAAAUUUAACGAGAAGGAAAAUGGGUGCAACUUCUAUAGAGCUUAAAAUGACCACAACGUUCUUUACAAAAACCAAAACACGAUCAGUCACUCAACAAAUUAUGAAAAGAAAACGGGGUAGGGUGGCUACUGGAGAAUCAGAAAAUUGGAACAGUGAACCAAUAGUUAUCCCUCCUUUAGCCCCAUCCCUUCUUAUUGGUUGUAAUAUAAUUGACGUCAGAUACAUUCUUGAGUUACGGGUAGAACCAGUGGGUCCAGCCUUCGAUUUAUCGAUUCCAAUAGAGAUAUUCAUUGGAACCGUGCCUUUACAUUCAACAAUACAGCGACACCUGGCAAUUAGUCAAGGGAGGCAAUCAUAUCAUCACUCGCAUGGCGCUGGAGCUGAACAAUUAUACCAUCCUAAUACAUACUUACCCCCUCCUGGCUUUGCUAAAUAUCCCUUUUAUACCUCCCGGGUUACAGAAGAAGACGACGAAGAUCGGGACAAGGGAGACAACUACUAUACCCCCGCCUACGUUUAUUAUUUGUGGAACAGUGAUCAAAAUAACUCCAACCACCCUCCUUAAAGUCUGGGAAUAUGGAGAUUUAGUCGAAAUCUAAAUUAAAUUGAUUUAUAAUGUAAACAUAUAUUUUAUCUACAUCAACUAUAGCCCAGAGGAAAUUUAACGUGCCUUUUUUAUGUUUAAUGUCGUCACGCCCACCCUUUCAUCGUCCACAAUUGUUCUAGAGUCUAAUGUUAUCAUUUAAUUACUUGCAGAUUAACAUGAUCAUUCGAUUGUUCAUGAUUUCCGAGUUAUCGUCCUUAAUCAUUUUUCUAAAUCUACACGCUCUGGAUGCUACAGUUAUCAUUAGAUGGUCUUUAAUUUUAUCAUUCGUGUAUACCCAGUGUUUCUGUUCAUUAGAAGAAAAAAACUUCAUUUGAAGAACAAAAUGUCACCACAACCUUUAUGGUCUGCUCAAACGACUUAAUAGCUAUGGGUGUAAUGCCUGACAAUCCAUCUUUGUAUCCAUAAACCAACGAGUAAAUGUAUAUAAUAUUAUGAAAAAUGCGACAUGUUCUAUCAAUCAGUAUCUUCAACAUGCCGUCGCCUCAAGGGGUUACACAUUCUAUUGACGUACUCGUGUGAGACGGAUUAAUCCUUAACUUUGCUAAAUUAGUUUGGUUAGAUAGGUUUAUUUGAUAAGUAAAAGGAAUUUGAAUGUAGUAGUAUAUAAAUGAGUGAAUGAAAUUUG
Messenger RNA from Patella vulgata (common limpet), 2971 nucleotides. RefSeq names its product arrestin domain-containing protein 3. The coding region runs from base 1114 to 2304 and encodes 396 amino acids. NCBI's taxonomy places the organism in Eukaryota, Metazoa, Mollusca, Gastropoda, Patellidae. Gene Ontology annotation, cellular component: cytoplasm. The transcript has 9 exons. Gene Ontology annotation, biological process: protein transport. The record is from RefSeq and is a predicted model, not a curated record.